This is a messenger RNA of Phacochoerus africanus (Common warthog), 3353 nucleotides long. It is a transcript of the gene USP10, whose product is annotated as ubiquitin specific peptidase 10. Lineage: Eukaryota; Metazoa; Chordata; Mammalia; Artiodactyla; Suidae. Gene Ontology annotation, cellular component: early endosome; cytosol; nucleus. The transcript is spliced from 14 exons. Gene Ontology annotation, molecular function: cysteine-type deubiquitinase activity; cysteine-type endopeptidase activity. Gene Ontology annotation, biological process: regulation of autophagy; DNA damage response, signal transduction by p53 class mediator; protein deubiquitination. Bases 103 to 2520 code for a protein of 805 amino acids. The record is from RefSeq and is a predicted model, not a curated record.
GCGGCGGAUGCGAGUGUGUAUGUGCGGGCGAGAAGAUGGCGGCGGCGGGGGAAGCAGCGUGAGGACUCGGACGGGCGCCGAGGCUCAUUGAAACGGGCCGCCAUGGCCCUCCGCAACCCGCAGUAUAUUUUUGGAGAUUUUAGUCCUGAUGAAUUCAACCAGUUCUUUGUGACCCCUCGCUCUUCAGUUGAGCUCCCUCCGUUCGCUGGAACAGUCCUGUGUGGCCCACGGGCUGCGGAUGACCUGCUCGACGGACAAGACUAUCAGAGAAUUGAAUUUGGUGUGAAUGAAGUAAUUGAACCCAGUGACCCUCUGCGGAGAACCCCCAGCUACAGUAUUUCAAGCACACUGAAUCCUCAGGCCCCGGAAUUUAUCCUUAGUUGCACAACUUCCAAAAAGACCCCUGAUGAUUUAGAUAAAGACGUGAACUGCAGCUCCGCCGCCUGUCCCUACCCAGGCUCUGCCCUUGCCCUGGAUGGCGGCGCUCCCGUGGAGGUGGAAGUUGGAGAAAGUGAUGGCGUCUCAGGUGGUCUUGGACAAAGGGAGCGUAAAAAGAAGAAAAAACGGCCACCUGGCUAUUACAGUUACUUGAAAGACGGCGGCGAGGGUGGCCCUGCCGCGGAAGCCCUGGUCAAUGGCCAUGCCGCUCCAGCCGUCCUGAGCAGCGCAGGCGCUCGGGAUGCCGAGCUGGUGGGGCACGGGCCCCCGUCAGGGACCCCCAGGACUUGCGGCAGCCCCCCGGACCCCACGGACCUCGUCAGUGACGCUGGGCCUGGUGGCUCUUUGCCCGGCGCCCUGGACGGCGGGGCCAGGACUGCGGGGCAGCCUGAGGACCCGCCCGGGGCUGACCUCGAGCAGCCCUGCCUCCCCGCCGAGGCCGGCAGGGACACCCUGUUGAGGACAGCUGGGGCUCAGCCGUGUGUCGGGACUGAUACUACUGAGGACCUGGGAGUCGCUGACGGACAAAUACUUGAAUCCUUGGGUGAGGGCCCAGCCGCCAACGGGGUGGAGUCGCACACUGUGGAAAGCAUGGACUCGGACCCAGCGAAAGCCGAGAGCACCUCUCCUCCUGGGGACGCCCCGGCCCCGGCCUCGGGCUCGGUGCCGGGCGCCGCUCCCGCCAGCCAGCCCGCGAAGUCGUGGGCCAGUCUUUUUCAUGAUUCUAAGCCCUCCUCUUCCCCCUCCUCGCCUGUGGUUUCGGUGGAAACUAAGUAUUCCCCUCCCGCCACGUCUCCCCUGGUCUCUGAAAAGCAGGCCGAAGUCAAGGAAGGGCUGGUUCCAGUUACAGAGGAUCCUGUAGCCAUAAAGAUCGCAGAGUUACUGGAGAACGUGACCCUGAUUCAUAAACCAGUGUCCUUGCAACCCCGCGGGCUGAUCAAUAAAGGAAACUGGUGCUACAUUAAUGCUACGCUGCAGGCCUUGGUUGCCUGCCCUCCGAUGUACCACCUGAUGAAGUUCAUCCCCGUGUUCUCCAAGGUGCAGCGGCCGUGCACGUCCACCCCCAUGAUAGACAGCUUUGUUCGGCUAAUGAAUGAGUUUACCAAUAUGCCAGUACCUCCAAAACCCCGGCAAGCGCUCGGGGAUAAGAUCAUGAGGGACAUCCGCCCCGGAGCUGCCUUCGAACCCACGUACAUUUACAGACUCCUGACCGUCAUCAAGUCGAGCCUGUCUGAGAAGGGUCGGCAGGAGGACGCGGAGGAGUACCUGGGCUUCAUCCUGAAUGGCCUCCACGAGGAGAUGCUGAGCCUCAAGAAGCUUCUCUCCCCGAACAAUGAAAAACUUACUGUUUCCAACGGACCCCAAAGCCACCUGGUGGACGAAGACGAGCAGGAAGAACCAGGCGAAGGAAGUGAGGACGAAUGGGAGCAAGUGGGCCCCAGAAAUAAGACCUCGGUCACUCGCCAGGCGGAUUUUGUUCAGACCCCAAUCACUGGCAUUUUUGGUGGACACAUCAGGUCCGUGGUUUACCAGCAGAGCUUCAAGGAGUCUGCCACCCUGCAGCCCUUCUUCACGCUGCAGCUGGACAUCCAGUCCGACAAGAUCCGCACCGUCCAGGACGCGUUGGAGAGCCUGGUGGCGAGAGAGUCUGUCCAGGGCUACACCACCAAAACCAAGCAGGAGGUUGAGAUCAGUCGAAGAGUGACUCUGGAAAAACUGCCUCCUGUCCUCGUGCUGCACCUAAAACGGUUUGUCUACGAGAAGACUGGUGGAUGCCAGAAGCUUAUCAAAAACAUCGAGUAUCCUGUGGACUUGGAAAUUAGUAAAGAACUGCUUUCUCCAGGGGUUAAAAAUAAGAAUUUUAAAUGCCACAGAACCUAUAGGCUAUUUGCAGUGGUCUACCACCACGGCAGCAGUGCCACGGGCGGCCACUACACCACGGACGUCUUCCAGAUCGGCCUCAACGGCUGGCUGCGCAUCGACGACCAGACGGUCAAGGUGAUCAACCAGUACCAGGUGGUGAAGCCCGCCGCAGAGCGCACAGCCUACCUCCUCUAUUACCGCCGCGUGGACCUGCUGUAGCCGCCGCUGCCGCCACCACCGUGCCCGCCGCUGCCGCCGCUGCCGCUUGUAGAGCCCACCUCGCCCCGCCCCCCUCCUCUCUGUAGUGGCUCUUUAGAGAGAAACUCGUUCUCCCUCCUGCAGAAAUGGGCUAGGAUGAAAGGAGACGCCUUGGGGUUUGCGCACAACAUGGCUUACGCUGGCUCCUAACUUCCAGAUCCAGAGCAUUGGGUUUAAGAGAAUACACCCAAAAACCACAUUUCUGAAAUAAUGCCGAUUCCUGAGUCAGAAGGGGAACUUGCAUUUGAUUCCCAGUCUCAUUGCGUAGUAGAAUAAAUCCUGCACCAGCAACACUUGUAAAUUUGUGAAAAUGAAUUUUAUCUUUCCUUAAAAAAGAAAUUUUUUAAUCCAUCACACUCUCCUCCCCCCACCCGUUAGUUUUUGAUAAAUGAUCAAAAUGAGCCAGUUAUCAGAGAAGAGACAGUUCGUACUUCAAAAGAAAAACACACACAAAAAGUCAGUUGCUGGUUCCUAACAGGAAAAGUACAUUUUAAUGAUUGUGUGAGAAGCUGCUUAAACGUCUGCGUUGCGGACCAGACCCUUGGAGUUAACGUGUUAGUCACGUAGAUGGGUGAUUGUAACUGUAUUGCCAUUAAAAGACUUCAGAUUGCAUUCCUGCUUCUGUGUACACCUAAUGAAAAGUGGGCAAAAUGAUGGAGAUGGAUGUUUCCUUAAGUCUGCUCUUGACUUCUGCUGUCUGCUCUCCCACAGUGCUGCGUCUCUAAUUGUACAGUUAGUGAUGCCUAGGAGUAUGAAGUUGUCGCCCAUCAAUAAAAAUCACAGCGUUGGUUUUA